Messenger RNA from Brassica rapa (field mustard), 1640 nucleotides. RefSeq names its product histone deacetylase 14. The record is from RefSeq and is a predicted model, not a curated record. Gene Ontology annotation, molecular function: histone deacetylase activity. Gene Ontology annotation, cellular component: histone deacetylase complex; cytoplasm. NCBI's taxonomy places the organism in Eukaryota, Viridiplantae, Streptophyta, Magnoliopsida, Brassicales, Brassicaceae. Gene Ontology annotation, biological process: epigenetic regulation of gene expression.
UUUUCUUCUCGAUAUGCCAAAAUCAGUUGCCUUCGCAAAACUCCUAAUUCUUCUGUUGUAGUGAAUUCAUCAUCUUGCGCCAAAUCUAUCUUAUCUUAAAUAAUUUUCACUUAAAUAAUUUGUUUUUAUUCUUCGGUGGGAAGUGUGGCCGUAAAAAGCCUAUCCAUCCCUUUGUUUUCUUUUCUAAUCUUCUUGCGGCUGCGUACCAACAACCAUCUGAGCUUAACUGAGAGAAACAAUCAGUGUUCAUGACGCUUACCGUCCGGCCUCUAUCUGUUCCUCGAAGUGGUGAAGUUUCUGGGAUCAGAGGUUUUAAUUUGCGGAAUGGAUUGAGUUUGUGGAGAAAACAUCUUGUGAAGCACAACAAGGGAGCUUACAUUUGUUGCUCAUUUAGUACAGAGAAGGAUCCUCUGUUACCUUCUGUCCAGCAGUUAACCGAUGCUCGUGUCAUCUAUAGUGUAUCUGCUGCACUGGGUCAUAACAAGGACUCGCAUCCGGAAUGCAGCGCAAGAGUUCCUGCUAUUGUUACAGCUCUUGAGAAGAAUGAGCUCACUCGUAAGUUCCGUGGCUCGGAGAUUCUUGAACUUGCAAAUUUCAAGAAUGCGACUAUAGAAGACAUUGCAAAUGUUCACGAAAAAGCUUAUGUCUUAGGCCUGGAGAAGGCAAUGGGUGAAGCUUCAGAUUCAGGACUAAUUUUCAUUGAAGGUUCUGGACCAACAUACGCCACUUCAACGACAUUCCAAGAUUCACUUAUCGCAGCAGGAGCUGGAAUGGCUUUAGUUGAUUCAGUGGUCACAGCAUCAAGAAACAGCUUCGACCCUCCAACUGGCUUUGCAUUGAUAAGACCUCCAGGACACCACGCUGUGCCAAAAGGCCCUAUGGGUUUCUGCGUUUUUGGUAAUGUAGCAAUCGCAGCUCGUCAUGCUCAACGAGCACAUGGUCUGACACGCGUCUUCAUUAUUGACUUCGAUGUUCACCAUGGAAAUGGCACAAACGAUGCGUUUUCUGAGGAUCCUGAUAUAUUCUUUUUGUCAACGCAUCAGGAUGGAAGCUAUCCUGGAACAGGGAAGAUGAGUGACAUAGGCAAAGGAAAAGGUGAAGGCACCACCCUGAACUUACCUUUACCUGGAGGAUCAGGUGAUAUUGCAAUGAGAACUGCUUUUGAAGAAAUCAUUGUUCCAUGUGUUCAACGUUUCAAGCCAGAUCUUAUUCUUGUUUCUGCCGGGUAUGAUGCUCAUGUCCUGGAUCCACUAGCGAAUCUACAGUUCACAACCGGAACAUACUACUCAUUGGCUAAAGAUAUAAAACAAUUAGCUAAAGAAGUAUGCGGAGGGCGUUGUGUGUUCUUCCUGGAAGGAGGAUACAAUCUUGAGUCACUUUCAGCAUCAGUAGCAGACUCGUUUCGAGCUUUGCUUGGGGAAGAAAGCUUGGCAUCAGAGUUCGAUAAUCCAGCUUACUUGUAUGAUGAACCGAUGAGGAAAGUGCGAGAUGCAAUUGAGAGAGCCAAAAGCAUUCAUUGUUUAUGAAGAGUAUUUGCUUCAAACUGUCUACAGAUGUUGUGAUUAGAUAAGUAAUAUGAAUGUGUCAAAUUAACCUAACGUUCUUGUAAAUAGUAUUAUCAAACUUCCACGUUUACCUAU